Microtus oregoni (creeping vole) is the source of this 2599-nucleotide messenger RNA. It is a transcript of the gene Fkbp1a, whose product is annotated as FKBP prolyl isomerase 1A. Gene Ontology annotation, molecular function: peptidyl-prolyl cis-trans isomerase activity. The transcript is spliced from 4 exons. The record is from RefSeq and is a predicted model, not a curated record. Bases 149 to 442 code for a protein of 97 amino acids. Lineage: Eukaryota; Metazoa; Chordata; Mammalia; Rodentia; Cricetidae.
GCGCGCGUGCGCAGGCGACACGCUGUGGGACGAAGCCGAGCCGCUGAAUCGCCGCCAGGUCUGCUCCGGCUGCACGCCACCCGCCGCACCGCCGCCCGCGUCCUUCUCCUCCUCCUCCUCCUCCGCCAACGCCGCCGCCGCCGCCGCCAUGGGAGUGCAGGUGGAGACCAUUUCUCCUGGAGACGGGCGCACCUUCCCGAAGCGCGGCCAGACCUGCGUGGUGCACUACACGGAUGAGUGUGGGUCAGAGAGCCAAACUGACAAUCUCCCCAGAUUAUGCCUAUGGAGCCACUGGGCACCCAGGCAUCAUCCCACCACAUGCCACUCUGGUCUUCGAUGUGGAGCUUCUAAAACUGGAAUGACAGAAGUGGCCUCCUCCCUUAGCUCCUUGCACAUGGAUCUGCCAUGGAGGGAUCUGGUACCUUCAGACGGGUGCACAUGAAUCCAUGUGGAGCUUUUCCUGAUGCCACCACUCUUUGUAUAGACACCUACCCGACUGAAUGUGUUCCGUCACUCGGCUUUGCUUCGGACACCUCCAUGUCCUCUUCCUUCUCUGUAUGUGUGUUGACCUAAACUAUAUGUCAUAAACCUCAAGUUAUUUUGUUUUGGGGUGAAGAUUCAAUUUAAGUCUUUCAGAUCUAGGUUUCCAAUGAAGUAUAUUGUCAAGUAUUAACAGCACAAGCGAUGGGUUAACUUUAGAAUAGGAAUUGGUGUUGGGGGUGGGAUUUGCAAGAAUUUUUAUUUUAUUUUAAUUUUUUGGAUGAAAAAUUUAUUAUAUAUUAAGACAUUCUUGCUGCUGUGCUGCAAAGCCAUAGCAGAUUGGAGAUGCUGUUGAGGGCUGGAUUUUUCUCCAGUGCGGGAAGUCCUAUUAAAUUGAAAGCCCUACCCAAACUGAAGUGGGAAGGGAGGGAGCGAGCCUUUGACAGCCCUCCCACCUUCUGAAACCGUCUGCCUUGUAAAGCAGGUCCCUUUACUGCUGUGUUAGACACUACAGUCCCUGUCCCUGGGUCGGCAGGGAUCUUUGAAGCCUUCUUUGUGACCUGGCUUAAUUUGUUUUUCAUCCUAUGGUUUUUCUAAUGGAUUUUCAGGACUUUUGUAAUCUUGUAACUAUCCAAGCUCCACUUCCUAAAUUUUAAGAACUUUAAUGGAAAGUUUAAAUUGAAGGUGCUGUUUGUAGACUCACCACCCAAUGGACGCCCAGUCGUCACUACAAAUCCUUGAGUGUUCUCUAAGAAGAUGAUGCUGGUCAUCACAGCUUCAGCAUCUCCUGGGUUCUGAUGCUUGGCUCUCUCUGCUAAUCUUGGCUUUCUGGCUUUUCCUCCCUCAGUUCCUUCUCACCCUCUGCUGUCCUGUGUAGUGAUUUGGUGAGAGAAAGUACGCUUUUGUCCCUUGCCCUCUGCACCACAUAUGCGUUUUAAGUUUUAUUAUUGCAAUAAAAGUGCUUUAUGCUGGCUUUUCUCAGCUCUGUGUCAUGGUGGUUGCUUGCACGGUGCCUCAUGCCCCUUUUAGCACAGAUUGGUAGGUAUGUAGGGUCCAGGGUUAUAUCUUGACAGCCAGCAUUAGCCCUUGGCUGUGUUGGUAGGUGGGUGGGGAUGGUAGGCUAACUCAAAAGAACUGCCUGGGACCUGCUAGGGCAGUCAUGGGUCCUGCCCUCCUGUCUCUCACAGCCUUUAACUGUCACAGAGAAGUAGAGGAUCCAACCUGCUUUCAGCAGAGUCAAGCUGGAGUUUUAUAAACAAUUGUGUGAAUGAAUAUGGAGAGGAUGUAGGAAUUUAAAUGUGUGUCCUUCAUGAGAUAGCGUGGAAAGACUGCCUUGUUUUUUUUCUGUCCUAUCUUCUCUGUUCCCCUUCCUCCAUCCUGUAGGUGCCAGUAAUGUUUCUCUUACUGAGAAUUAACGCUGAUCACCAAGAUGCCCCAUAAUACCCUGACAAAUCCUUUAUAAUUGCUCUGGAGUUGGACGUAGUGACAGACACCUUUAAUCCCAGCACUCAGAAGGCAGAGGCAGGUGGAUCUCUGAGUUCUGGGCUAACCUGGUCUACAUAUUGAGACCCUGUAUCUUUAAAAAAGAAAAGAAAGUGCUCGUUUCAGCAGCACAUAUACUAAAAUUGGAACGAUACAGAGAAGAUUGGCAUUGACCCCCGUGGAAGGAUGACACUCAAAUUCACGAAGCGUUAAAACAAAAAAAAAAAAAAAGGAAAAGAAAAGAAAAAAAUUGUUUUGCUUAGUCAUUUUAAAUACAGAGGUUGUCAAACAUUGGAAUAAUGGUUGGUUUUCUAUUUUUUUAGCAUUCUUGUGGAGGUCAAAGGACUACUUACAAAAGCCAGUUUUCCUGCUAUCUGGGUCAUGGGGAUGCAGCACCUUCACCUGUCUUGCUAGUCUGAAUAAUGGUUUUUAAAAAUACUUUCCUUAAAUUAUUUUAAUUUAGAUUUCUAGAGUAAUAGCCUAGAGUUACAUUUUAAUUUUUCUCAAAAGUUAUUUUAUCAGAUUUGUCAAAAUGAUAGUUUUGGUGACUGCCUAUUUAUUUAAAAACUGUUGAUGUUGGAUACAUACCUUCUUUGUUACAUUUCACUUCAGUUCCCCUAAUAAAUAUAGAAGGCAG